UGCUAAGUACAAUAUAUGUGUAGAUAUAGUGCCUUUCAGCCUCCUCUGAAAACGUUUCAAUUUUCAACUGUUCUCUUCAUAACUAGUUUUCUGCUUGAAUUCCCAAGAUUGCAGAUCUUCAAGAGCUUAAGCCAACGUGAAAACUGGAAAAUAUUUCCCCUCUUUGUUGCAGAAAAAAACCCAUAACAUGAGCAAAUGCGCCUUUAACUUUGAACUGUGCCUUUUGUUUUUAAUACAGUUUGAAUCAAUCAUAGCAAACAUUAAAUGAAUGAAAUUACAUGCAAACAACUGCUUUAUUCCAAUGCACUAAAAUGGAGAAUAUUGAGAAGGAAUCACCUUUGUCCGGUAAAAUAAGGACCUGUGGUUUAGCGGUUCCAAGUGCAAUGAUCCAUUUGAAACGUCAUCCGAUUGGAUGGUAUGUCUCUCUUCACUCCUGAGCACAGAACCCAUGCAGUAUCUUAGAGUUGGAUGUUAACCUAAUCCCAUCAGUAUUGUAGAAAAGGGAAAUGCUCUAGUAGCGUGCCAUGCAGAAUACAAACGUGUUUAUUUCAGAUGUUUCUUCAAUAACCACUUUUUAUGAACUUUCAGGAUAUAAAUUGUUGUGUUUCCAUUGAUUAGGCUGGAUAACUUAUAUUCAAUAUAAAGAGUAAGAGAGGGAAAAACCGUUUUUUUUUAAGGCCAACCUUUAAGAUAGAAACAAGCUCAAAAUGUUUACUAUUGAAAUUUCAUGAACUAUAUUCUGAAUUUGGUUUGAGAUGAAUGUGUGAACAAUAUUGUGACACACUAAGAAAUACUUUUAAGCCAAAGAAUGUAAUUGCUGUUUUAAAAAUUAUUUCUCUGCCUUUAAAAAUUCAGCCACUGAUUUAGUUGUGAAAGGUAAUCAGUUAAUUUUUUAAGUAAAUAUUUCCGAGCAAUUCAUUUUGUAAAUUUACUUUAUAUUUUUCUAUAACCUCAUGUUCAGGCAUUUUCUUAUCAUUUAUACACAUGCAUUUGCUUGAUUUAUAAUGAAUUAAUGGGCACAAGGCUUUUAACAGAAUUAAAAUACUACUUUUACCCCCCUUAUAUGUGUUUGUAAAGUAGUGCGAGGGUUGAAUACAAGGAAGAUGAACACACAAACACGCACACAAUGCUUUCCGUGUCCCAUCUCGAAUAGGCUUUAAAAACAUACAUCUUUUUUAAUGUAGUGUCUAGUUAUGAAUAUGUACUAUGAAACAAAAUAAGCUGAGCAUUAACUUCAUGUCUGUAGGCCCUCUAGUUAAGCCUAUAGUUGUAUAAAGGAAAUGUUUCUGUUAGUUCGACUUUUUGUAUGUAGCAUGCUUGGGAAGAGGCCUAUGCAGCUUAAAAUUCAAAUAAAGCCAGCUUUGAGGAUAUGAUGUCUUGUGGAUUUGUGCACUCAAACUGCAUAUAGUUUGUAUAUCCAAAUCCCUCUUGUUCUGUGUCUCAAAAUAAUGCAAGAUUGCGUUUACAUUUCCGCCAUUUUCAUUUGCUUUUAGGAUGCAAUGAACAAAUAACACACUAAUGGAUGCGAAGUGGCCACUUGAGAAGCUUGCGCUCAACAGUUUGUUGCGUGUGACACAAAUAUGCUGGCGUCUAAACAAGCAUUAAAUCGUAGCCCCCCCAGAAGAAAACCAUGUCUAGUGGGAUUAUUUCUGGGGUUAUUCCGCCCCCUGUGGGCCACUACACGCACGUCAACAUGACGCACGGUGGGACCUAGGUUUGCGUAGGGCGUGAUAGCACGGCAGCACCUCCCCCCCACCGUCUAGCUGGAAAGAAAAAAAACUUUUUUGUAUCGGAGGAAUCAACAGCCGCCAUCUUGACGCGGCUCAGAAUCAGUAUUUCUGGAGAGCAUUAUUUUUUAAACCGAUUCGAGCCAUCCGGACUGGGCAUAAACGGCAUUUUCGUGUAGAGCAUCGAUGUGUUCAGUCUUUCUGGCGGAAUUAUUGCAAACAUGUGAGGAUUAGGUCGGGUUUUGUCGUCUGGAGAGCCUCCUGUAUAUUCGGUUUCCCUUUUAGUGAGCGCCGCUGGUCGCCGUAUCUUCGUUCCGAGCCGAUGUAUUUACCGGCGGACAGCCUCGCUAAAAAUAAUCCAAGACACAGGAAAUAUUUGUGGAAUUUUCUUAUUUUUAUUGAAGCCGGAAAUAUAAUUUAAGGCUGUUCGUUUCGGCUGCGAAAAAAAAAUGAUUCGGUACAGACGUGAGACCACCGAUCUGUGGAGAAAUGGACCGGACUGCGCGUCGUUAACCAUUUUCUGAGUAUUUUUAAUUUAUUUUUCUUAAAAAACGGUAGAUUCUUGGACGUCAUUAUUUCGGAUAAUGAUGUGGGUGUUGGAUUAUCAUGGGGUGAUUGUCUGUAGCGAAGCGUGGCGCUGUUGCCCUUCUUUUGCUGCGAUCUUCUAGAGGCGAUCGUCUCGCCGUCCUGCCAGCUAAACCAACUCACAGAGUCUUUCACGAAGAGAUUUACACAAACCCGUCGUUUACGAAGCGGGGGGACCUUUAUUUUGUUUCACAUCAUCACCGACUCACUCUAUUGGGGAUCAGAAUGGCCGACAAUUUGCUGGAUGUUGGACCCCCAAAUGCAAAGCGAGCCAAGCUUAAUUCACCUGCUCUCCCGGCGUCGGAUGGCCCAGAUCUGGUGUCCCUCUUCGACCUGGAAAAUGAACUCCCGGACGACCUCAUCCCGAACGGGGACCUGGCCCUCAUGGGCAUCUCCUCCAACGGGGGCCCGGGAGGGGGCGGUCCAGGCCGGGGCCCCAGCCUCAACAUGGUCCCCGACGCCGCCGCCAAGCACAAGCAGCUGUCGGAGCUGCUCCGGCCCGGCAGCACCUCCAUCUUGGCCGUGGGCCACAACCAGGCUGGGCCCCAGCAAGGGGGCAUGGGCGGGGGGCAACUCGGCCAGGUCCUGGGCAAAGGCCCCAUGGGCCAGGGGUCGCCGAGCCACCCGUCCGCCCAGGUCCAGAAGGGGGGCCAGGGCAACGGGAACCCCGGCAUGAACUUCAACCAGGCCAUGAUGAACAGCGGGCAGAGCCAUGGGGUACUGGGGCAGCCCUCGCCCGGGCCGGUUAUGAACGGAGGCAUGGGGCCGGCGGGGAGGGGCCGACCGGGGCCGGGGAUGCAGUACCAGGGCCAGGGCAUGCAGGGCGCCCCUGUGGGCGUGGGGGGGGCCGGCGUCGGAGGCAGCGUGCUGGCUGAGGCGCUCACCCAGGGCGGGCCGCAGAUGGGAGCGCACCACGCAAUGAACUCCCAGCAGGCGGGAAACAUGAACAAGAUGGGGAUGGCGGGGCCCCCGUUCGGCCAGCAGUACGGCCAGGUCGGGGUGCAGCAGAUGGGCCCUGGGGGCCUCAACGCCCAGCAGCUCCAGAACAAAGCGUCCCUCCCCAACAGCCUGCAGGGGCCGGGCAGUGUGCCCAACCUGAUGCAGCAGCAGGUGGGCAUGGUCCCGGGGGCAGGCGGCGUGGCGACGGGGCCCACGGCGGACCCGGAGAAGCGCAAGCUGAUCCAGCAGCAGCUGGUCCUGCUUCUGCACGCGCACAAGUGCCAGCGACGGGAGCAGGCCAACGGGGAGGUGAGGGCCUGUACCCUCCCCCACUGCCGCACCAUGAAGAACGUCCUCAACCACAUGACCCACUGCCAGACCGGCAAGUUGUGCCAGGUGGCUCACUGUGCGUCGUCCAGGCAGAUCAUCUCCCACUGGAAGAACUGCACGCGGCACGACUGUCCUGUCUGCCUGCCGCUGAAGAACGCCAGUGACAAGAGGAACCAGCAACCCAUGCUGAGCUCCCCCGGUGCCGGUCUCGCCAGCUCGCUGGGCUCGGUGGGGGUCAGCCAGCCCAGCACCAACCCGGCCAUCAACAACACGGCGGGCCACAUCGACCCCAGCUCCAUGCAGAGGGCCUACGCCGCCCUGGGCCUGCCCUACGGGAACCAGUCGCCCGGCCAGACCCAGAUCCCGGGCCAGGCCAGCCCCCAGGGCCACCCGGCGCUGCGGAGCAUCAGCAGUCUGGGCUCCAGCCAGAUGCCAGUGGGCAUGGGCCUUCCCUCGUCAGACCAGAUGCACUCGGACCCCUCUCUGCCAUCCUCGCUGAACAAUCAGCUGCUGGCAGACGGCUCGCUGGUGGGGGGCAGCAUGGGCAAGCUGCCGGCCGCCAGCCCGCUCUCCGCGUCGGGGGUCAGGAAGUCCUGGCACGAGCACGUCACUCAGGACCUGCGCACUCACCUGGUGCACAAGCUAGUACAAGCCAUAUUCCCGACCCCGGACCCGGCCGCACUGAAGGACCGCAGGAUGGAGAACCUGGUGGCCUACGCCCGCAAGGUGGAGGGGGACAUGUACGAGUCGGCCAACAGCAGGGACGAGUACUACCACUUCCUGGCGGAGAAGAUCUACAAGAUCCAGAAGGAGCUGGAGGAGAAACGGCGCUCGCGGCUCCAGAAGCAGCCCGCCAUGGUGGGCCCUGGCAUGGGCCAGCCCAACGCCAUGGGCCCCGGUCAGGCCGUCAGACCCCCCAAUGGACCUGUGCCUAUGCCCAAUGUGCCAAAUCAGCUCUUGAACCGAAUGCAGGGCUCUCAAGGGAUGAAUCAGUUCAACCCCAUGGCGAUGGCGCAGAAUGUGCAGAUGGCCCAGGCGCCCAUAGGGCCGCGCGCCGCCUCCCCGAUGAACCACCCUCAGAUGAACAUGGGCUCUGUGCCGUCGAUGGGCAUGUCCCCGUCAAGGAUGCCUCAGGCCCAGGGCAUGAUGGGUAAUCACGCCGGCAACAUGGUGGGCCAGCCCACCAACCAGGGCCAGUUCUUGCCCCAGGGUCCCUUCCCUGCCGGGGGAGGGGGGCCCAUGAAUGUGAACGUGGGCCUGGGCCAGAGCACGUCGCAGGCUGCCGUCUCACAGCAGCAGCAGCAGCAGCAGCAGCAGAGCUCCAACCUCCCCCUCAACGCGCUGGGGUCCCAGCUGCCCUGCGCCCCCCUAGCGCAGCCCCCCCUCCGCGCCACCCCUCCGCCCAACGCCUCCGCUAACCCCCCGCCCCCGCAGCCGCCCCCCCACGCCUCCGCCCGGCCCUCCACCCCCGCCUCGGCGGGCGGCCCGUGCUCCACCACCCCCACCCACGUCCCCGGAGGCCUCCCCGGACCCCCCUCCAGCCGGGGCGCCUCCCCCCCCCCCCCCCAGCCGCACACCCCCCUGCAGCCCCCGCCCGACCCGCCCGGACCCCCGCCGCAGCAGCCCUCCUCUGUCCAGCCGCAACACCCCAGCACACCGCUCUCCCAGGCCGCGGCCAGCGUGGACAACCACGCCCCCACGCCGGGCUCCGUGGCGGACGCCAGCUCCCAGCAGGCGCUGCCCGACAUGGUCACCGCGGAGACGCGGGCGGAGCCCAGGGAGGACGGCAGCGGAGGCUCGGGCAAGAAGCAGAUGGACAUCAAGAGCGAGCCCCAGCACGAGGAGGUGGACCGGAAGCCCCUGCCGGUGAAGAAGGAGGAGGUGCUGGAGGCCAAGCAGGAGCCCAUGGACACGGAGGACACCAAGCCCCUGGUGAAGGUGGAGCCCAAGGAGGAGGGGGAGGACGGCACCAACGGGACCUCCGCCGCGCAGAACCGCAGGAAAAUCUUCAAGCCGGAGGAGCUGAGGCAGGCCCUGAUGCCCACCCUGGAGUCCCUCUACCGCCAGGACCCCGAGUCCCUGCCCUUCAGACAGCCGGUCGACCCCAUGCUGCUGGGCAUCCCCGACUACUUUGACAUCGUGAAGACCCCCAUGGACCUGUCCACCAUCAAGCGCAAGCUGGACACGGGCCAGUUCCAGGAGCCCUGGCAGUACGUGGACGACGUGUGGCUCAUGUUCAACAACGCCUGGCUGUACAACCGCAAGACGUCCCGCGUCUACAAGUACUGCUCCAAGCUGGCGGAGGUGUUCGAGGCGGAGAUCGACCCCGUCAUGCAGGGCCUGGGCUACUGCUGCGGCCGAAAGUACGAGUUCUCGCCUCAGACCCUCUGCUGUUAUGGCAAGCAGCUGUGCACCAUCUCGAGGGACGGCACCUACUUCAGCUACCAGAACAGGUACCACUUCUGCGAGAAGUGCUUCAACGAGAUCCAGGGCAACAGCGUAACCCUGGGCGACGACCCCGCGCAGCCCCAGACAAUGAUUUCAAAAGAGCAGUUUGAGAAGAAGAAGAACGACUCGCUGGACCCUGAACCGUUUGUAGAAUGUAAAGACUGCGGGAGGAAGAUGCACCAGAUCUGUGUGCUGCACUAUGACGUCAUCUGGCCGUCGGGCUUCAUCUGUGACAACUGCCUCAAGAAGUCCACCAAGACGAGAAAAGACAACAAGUUUUCAGCCAAAAGGUUGCAGACGACGCGCCUGGGCACUUACAUCGAGGACCGGGUGAACAAGUACCUGAAGCGGCAGAACCACCCGGAGGCGGGCGAGGUGUUCGUCCGGGUGGUGGCCAGCUCGGACAAACACACGGAGGUGAAACCUGGCAUGAAGUCCAGGUUUGUGGACUCGGGCGAGAUGAUGGAGACCUUCCCUUACAGAACCAAAGCACUUUUUGCGUUUGAGGAGAUCGACGGGGUGGACGUGUGCUUCUUCGGCAUGCACGUCCAGGAGUACGGCUCGGAGUGUCCCUUCCCAAACACCAGACGGGUCUACAUCUCGUACCUCGACAGCAUUCACUUCUUCAAGCCCCGUCUCCUGAGGACAGCCGUCUACCACGAGAUCCUAAUAGGCUACCUGGAGUAUGUCAAGAAGCUGGGGUAUGUGUUCGGUCACAUCUGGGCCUGCCCUCCCAGCGAAGGCGAUGACUACAUCUUCCACUGCCACCCCAUGGACCAGAAGAUCCCCAAGCCCAAGAGGCUGCAGGAGUGGUACAGGAAGAUGCUGGACAAGGCCUUCGCUGAGAGGAUCCUGCACGAUUACAAGGACAUUUGUAAGCAGGCCACGGAGGACCGGCUGACCAGCGCCAACGAGCUGCCCUACUUCGAGGGCGACUUCUGGCCCAACGUCCUGGAGGAGAGCAUCAAGGAGCUGGAGCAGGAGGAGGAGGAGCGCAAGAGGGAGGAGAACAGCACCUCCUGCGAGACCCCCGAGGGGGCUCAGGCGGAGAGCAAGAACGCCAAGAAGAAGAAUAACAAGAAGACCAAUAAGAACAAGAGCAGCGUGAGCCGGGCCAAUAAGAAGAAGCCGGGCAUGCCCAACGUGGCCAAUGACCUGUCCCAGAAGCUCUACGCCAACAUGGAGAAACACAAGGAGGUGUUCUUCGUGAUCCACCUCCACGCCGGGCCCCUGGUCAACACCCUCCCCCCCAUCAUGGACCCCGACCCGCUGCUGAGCAACGACCUGAUGGACGGCCGCGACGCCUUCCUCACGCUGGCCCGCGACAAGCACUGGGAGUUCAGCUCGCUGCGCCGCUGCAAGUGGAGCUCCAUGUGCAUGCUGGUGGAGCUGCACAACCAGGGCCAGGACCGCUUCGUGUACACCUGCAACGAGUGCAAGAACCACGUGGAGACGCGCUGGCACUGCACCGUCUGCGAGGACUUCGACCUGUGCAUCAACUGCCACGGCAUCAAGGGCCACGAGCACAAGAUGGUCAAGUGGGGCCUGGGCCUGGACGACGACAGCAACAACCCCAGCGGCGAGGCCUCCAAGAGCCCCCAGGAGAGCCGGCGCCUGAGCAUCCAGCGCUGCAUCCAGUCGCUGGUGCACGCCUGCCAGUGCCGCAACGCCAACUGCUCGUUGCCGUCCUGCCAGAAGAUGAAGCGGGUGGUGCAGCACACCAAGAGCUGCAAGCGCAAGACCAACGCGGGCUGCCCCGUGUGCAAGCAGCUGAUCGCCCUGUGCUGCUACCACGCCAAGCACUGCCAGGAGAACAAGUGUCCCGUCCCCUUCUGCCUCAACAUCAAGCAGAAGCUCCGGCAGCAGCAGCUGCAGCACCGGCUGCAGCAGGCCCAGAUGAUGCGGCGCAGGAUGGCCUCCAUGGCGGGCAGUCGCAUGCCCCUCCCUUCCCCGCCGUCCUCGUCCACGCCGGGCACGCCCACCUCGGGGCAGCAGCCCAACACGCCCCAGACGCCCCUCCCCCUCCCCAGCCAGGCCCCUCAGCAGCAGCAGCAACCGGGGCAGCCGCAACAACAACCGCAGCAGCAGACCCCCAACGCGGCCGUCAUGGCCCCGGGCUUCCCCAACAACGGGCGGCUCAGCCAGCCCUCCACGCCCGGCCCUCAGGGCAAGCCGGGGCCCCAGUCGUCCCCGCUGCAUCAGCAGCAGCAGUCGCCGCUGCACAACAUGGCCCCCCAAGUCCAGCAGCAGCAGCAGCAGCAGCAGCUGCAGUUGCAGCAGCAGCUGCAGCUGCAGCAGCAACAGCAGCUGCAGCUGCAACAGAGCCCCCAGCAGCCGCAGGCCCUGAUGGCCGCCCACAAGGUGGCCAAGCAGAUCGAGAUGGUGGCUAAGGCCAAGCAGCAGCAGCAGCAGAACUUCGCCAUGAACGGCGUGCCGCUCGCCCACCCCCGCAUGGGCGGCCCCAUGGGCGGCCAGAUGCAGAUGAUGCAGGGGCCACGGGGUCCCCAGGUGAUGCAGCAGAGCCCGUGGGGCCCCGGCGUGCCGAGCCCCAUGCAGACGGCGCAGGGCCCGCAGCUCCAGGGGCCCCCCCAGCAGGGCCACAUGGUCCCCCAGCAGGGGCCGGGCUCCCAGAUGGCCCUGCAGCAGGGCCCGCUGAUGCAGAGGCCCAUGAUCCCCCAGCAGCAGGGGCUGCAGAUGCCCGGGGCCAUGCCCCAGGGGCCCUCCGGGCCGGGCCUGACGCCCCAGCAGCAGGGCAUGCCCCGCGGCGUCCCGGGCAACAUCGCGCCCAGCGCCCUGCAGGACCUCCUGCGCACGCUCAAGUCGCCCAGCUCGCCGCAGCAGCAGCAGCAGGUCCUCAACAUCCUCAAGUCCAACCCGCACCUCAUGGCGGCCUUCAUCAAGCAGCGGACGGCCAAGUACCAGGCCACCCAGCCCCAGGGGCCGGGGCCGGGGCAGCAGCAGGGGCCGCCCCAGCAGAGCCCCCAGCAGGCCAUGAUGGGCCCCCAGGCCGGCAUGCAGGCCAUGGCCGCCAUGCAGCAGGCCCACGCCCUGAGGCCCGGGAUGCCCGCCCAGCAGCAGCCGCCGCCGCCGCCUCAGCAGCAGCAGCAGGCGCCGCAGCAGGCGGGCCCCCAGGGCAUGACCCCCAUGGGCCUCCAGGGGCAGAUGAUGAGCGCCGCUCACAACGGUAACCAGCAGGCGGCGGCCCAGUACCGCAGGCACCUGCUCCGCAUGCAGCUGCAGCAGCAGCAGCAGCAGCAGCAGCAACAGCAGCAACAGCAGCAGCAGCAGCAGCAGCAGCAGCAGCAGCAGGGAGGCAUGCCACAGGGCCACAGUCAGUUCCCCCAGCAGCAGCAGCCGGGCCCUCCCAGCUACUCGCAGCUCCGCAUGCAGCAGCAGCAGCAGCAGCAGCAGCAGCAGCUUGCCAUGCAGGCCGCAGUAGGGCCCGGGGGCCAGCUCCCUCCCAUGGCCCAGAUGGGGCAGCCGGGCAUGAGCAUAGACGCCCAGAGCCUCCACCAACACCUCCUGCAGCAGCAGCAGCAGCAGCAGCAGCAGCAGCAGCAGCAGCAGCAGCAGCAGAUGCUCAAGCAGCAGCAGCAGCAGCAGCAGCAGCAGCAGAUGGGCUCCCCGGCGCAACAGGCCAACGCCAUGAGCCCCCAGCCCCACAUGCUCCAGGGCCCGCCCCAGGGGGGCCCCCACCUGCCCGGCCAGGCCAUGACCAACGCCCUGGGGAACCAGGUGCGGUCGCCGGCGCCCGUGCAGUCGCCCUGCCCCCCCUCGCAGCAGCAGCAGCAGCCGCCCCAUUCCAGCCCGUCGCCGCGGAUGCAGCCGCACCCCUCGCCGCAGCACGGCUCGCUGCACUCCAGCUCGCCGCACCCCGGCCUGGGCGGGCCCAUGGCGGGCUCCAUGGAGCAGGGACACAUGGGGACGGCGGAGCAGAGCGCCAUGCUGCCCCAGCUCAACACCCCCAACCGGGGGGGGCUGGGCAGUGACAUGGGGAUGGGGAGCGAUACCACGGGGGACACGCUGGAGAAGUACGUCGAAGGAUUGUAGCAUUGCUUGGUGGAAGAUUUAAAAAACAAUUGGCCUUGAUUGCGUGUUUCCAUCCAAGAACCAUUUUUUUUGUACUUAUGUAAAAAGUUGAAAGGAAUACAGAGAAAUUAGUCGAGAGGCCUAAGGACUGUGAACGUUUCAUUCAAACCAAGGGACUGCUUUAUUCUCCUCUGCGACACGAGGAGGGGUUUAAAUAAUUGCUGUUUAAAAAAAAAGAGGACAAUUAAACACAAAGAAUAUAUUUUUUGGUUCAGACCAGGCCACAAGAGUAUGUUGUUCUGGUCGUUGUGUUUUAAUUUGGUUGUUUUCCAUUUCUUUACGAUCUGGUGUUGACUUCCUAUUUUUUUUUUUUUUAUGAAACUUCUCAAAACAAAAAUCUAGUCUUGUUUUAUUUUGGUUCUUUUGUACCUCUGGAAAAAUUACUAGCGUUUUUUGUGUUGAGAAGACUGUAAAUGAGUUUGUCUGGGAACUUUUUUUGCCAGGUUUCACCUCUUUCUCCCUUUCUUUGCCCCCCUGGCUAAUUUAUUCUAAUAUUCAAAUUUUUCAAAAAGGACACGUCUUUGGGAAAGUUAGACUUUGUGUCCUGUUUGCAGAGAUUACGGGAGGUUUAACACGUUUGUAUAGAACCUGGGACUUUUUGCACACGCACCGAAACACGACAUGGCAGGUGUGUGGUGUGUGGUGUGUGGGGGGAUGGGAUGGGAUGGGAUGACCAGCACUGCGUGUUCAUCCACUGGUGCGGGGGUGUUCAAUAAACUGGAAUGGGCCCAGUGCUUUGUCUUGCAACGUUAAACUUUCUUUGUUCCUUCAUUUAAAAAAGAAAAGAAAAUUCUCAUGAAGUCCUGAACCUCUUUUGCCUGUGGUGGGAUAUACUUGUUUUACUGCUGAUUUUAGUUCAGAGAGUUCUUUGCAACCGUUUUUCUCUUGCAUUAAACAUUGUUGAACUGUUCUAAUGUAAAUCAUGCAGAUAGACAAUACUGUAAAUAUCCAGAAAUUAAGAAUGAAAUCACUGUACAAACUGGUUAAAAUGGCUCAUUUCUUACUUAUAUACCAUAUUGUUAAAUAAACCUGUGUGCAACAGAUACUGCCUAUGGGUUUCAUUGCUACGACACAUUGUUCGCAAGAACCGCAAAUGUUUACACCAAAUACUACGUAUUGACUGCAAUAAUCCCUAUAACCAAGAAACUAUGUUGCAAAUUGAGAAAAAUUCUCAAGAUAGACUUUAAUUUGGUUUCAU
Molecule: messenger RNA, 11316 nt
Organism: Gadus chalcogrammus (walleye pollock)
Lineage: Eukaryota; Metazoa; Chordata; Actinopteri; Gadiformes; Gadidae
Gene: crebbpb
Product: CREB binding protein b
Exons: 31
Coding region: 2538-10079 (2513 amino acids)
Biological process (GO): positive regulation of transcription by RNA polymerase II
Cellular component (GO): nucleus; transcription regulator complex; histone acetyltransferase complex
Molecular function (GO): chromatin DNA binding; zinc ion binding; histone acetyltransferase activity
Source: RefSeq, a predicted model, not a curated record